ACAGGAGGAGACGGCCAACAAAAAAAUACACCUGGCAAAGAAAAACAAGCAGCAACACCACCACAACCAGUCCCAGUGCCACACCCUAAACCGUCAGGAAGUGCAGGAGAAUUAUUAUUAGGAGGAGGGCGAUUAGAGGAUGCACUGCCAGAAACACCAGUGAAAAAAAACGCUCCAGCAGCUCCAUCACCGACGGCAUCAUCCCACACCGCAUCGUUGCCAUCAAAGGAGGACACAGAAACCAGGAAGCCAGCCGACGAUCCGCAGAAAAAAGACAAAAAACCAACAACAGAUGCCAUACAAAAUGCGACAACUGAGGCUCAGGGGGAAACAACUUCAUCAUCUUCUGCGGCGGAUGACAAUAACGCUGUCACCAAUGAAGCUGACGAGGGAAAUGCGGAGAACGCCAACGAUGGUUCCGCAUCUCGUGCCGCAGUGCCAAACGAAAAACAACGACGUGAACGAGAGGAUGGCAGCGGGAAGGAAACAGAACCAGCAGCAACGCCACAAGUAAAAAAUGAAAACCCCGGCUCUGCAGACGCUGUUUCAGUACAACAGGUACAGAAAGCUCAAAGUGGCCGGGAGUCAGGGAGUGAGUCAAGAAAAGAAGACAGUGCUCCCACCACAAACAAACAACAGGAUGGAACAUCUGACAGCCAUGCCGAAUCAACUCCAACAUCACGCUCAUCAGCAAAAAGUGUUGCCGCCAGUAAUGGCCCUGAAAAGGCUACUGAGGAGGAGAUUUCCAAUAAAAAUACGGCAGGUGUAGAUGCAGUACCAGAAGCAGCACAAGCAGAUGGAAAUAAAGAUGAUAAUAAGAAAGAAACACCAAUAAAAAGCUCAGCUAUUGCAAAUGGUACGGCUCCAACAGGCGACAGUGACAGCAGCACCGCGGUCUUCCACACCACCUCCCCUCUUUUGCUUCUUCUUCUUCUUGUUGCGUGUGGGGCUGCGGUGGUGGCCGCGUGA
Trypanosoma cruzi is the source of this 969-nucleotide messenger RNA. Its product is annotated as mucin-associated surface protein (MASP), putative. The transcript has a single exon. The record is from RefSeq and is a predicted model, not a curated record. NCBI's taxonomy places the organism in Eukaryota, Euglenozoa, Kinetoplastea, Trypanosomatida, Trypanosomatidae. The annotation marks the transcript as partial.